AUGGAGCAAUGGUUCAACCUCCAGAAUGAGGUCCUGGAGCAUCUGCAGAAUGACGAGGUGGAGAAGUUCCCGCAUGUACGAUUGAACAGUCAGGGUGUAAAAGAGACGGAGGUGAAUGACCUACGACCCCGUCAAGCACCAACAAGCUCCGCCACACCCGUCUACUCUGCGAUCCCGACGUUCAUCCCCCCUCCAAAGCAAGACAUCACUCCAGAGCUACUCAAUCAAUCAUUGAGCGUUCAACCACAGAACACUGCAACAGUCAGCUCCAUCAUACCUUACUUCAGGGAAAAUGUGUUGCGAAUCUACAUGCAGUUGAAGGGACUUGUUGCGGAUACUCUUGUGGUCAAUGCAAGUGCUUCACUUCCCUGCAGUGGCAUUGGACUUGACCCUGAGCCGAAAAUUGCUAUUGUGCCAAAGGUAGUCCAACAGGGGCAGGGCCAGCCCCAGGUCCAGGUCGCCGACUGCCAGUGCAUAGCUGUCAACAUGUACAUCCCCAAUGUGAUUACCUACUGGAUACAGAAGCUUUCAGACGGCACCAUUUACUCAUUGACUGGUAGCAACACGGUGAUCGAUAUCGACCAGAUGAACACGACCCAGAGCACAGCAUUGAGCAUUGUCACACUGACUGUUGGGAGGGCAAAACGUAGCGCAGCAAACACCCUGGAAUACGUGCAACCAGAGAGGCGCCAAAUUUUCGGCAUUCAAUGCGACAAACCUUGUCCAUUUUACCAUAUGCAUGUCAUCAAGAGUACCGAUGGCUACUGCGGGUGCAUUUUCAAUGGCGCAGACAAAGAGAUGGAACUUUCUUCAAGAGGCAUUACAGCACCUGACAUCAACACUGCAACCAUGACUGAGGCGGCUUGCAAGGCCAUGACGUGUUACAAUAAUGACAACAAACCAGCUGUCUUCAACCCAUUCAGCCUGACUUGCUGGUGCAACACCCCGCCUACUAUCGAGUCCAACCCAAACGCAUGGAGUCCGAAUGCUGGAUUGAAAUGAGCUGAGGAGGCUGUUUGAAGAAUGCAAAUGGGUUACUGUACUAUCAUAAGAGACGAACAUCGGAACCUACCCCUCCUGCAUACCAUUCGAUUGGGUCAGCCUACAUGCCUGUUGAAUUGGGGGACUCUAGGAUCAAUGAGUUGGGAAGAGGUUUGUGAGAUUCGGUUGGCUACGACUCGGAUCCUUUUGACCAGACAAUGUCUUGACCCUGGAGAUGAACUGUGAUGGAUCAGCGUGCUGAAAACAUUGAGAAACGGGCAACAAAAGUCCAUAGGCC
Molecule: messenger RNA, 1279 nt
Organism: Exophiala xenobiotica
Lineage: Eukaryota; Fungi; Ascomycota; Eurotiomycetes; Chaetothyriales; Herpotrichiellaceae
Exons: 1
Coding region: 1-1002 (333 amino acids)
Source: RefSeq, a predicted model, not a curated record